AUGGUGGAUGUCAACGUUCCAGCUCUGGGUACCUCAGAGUGCAGUGUGCCUACUAAUGAGCGCAAGAAGGAAGUGCGCAGACGACAACGUCAAACGUUGUCCUGUCUACCAUGCCGUCGACUCAAGGUGAAAUGUGACAGAGGACGGCCUUGUGGACACUGUGUCUGGAGUGAUAGAGCUGCGAGUUGUCGGUACGCACCUUUCCCCCGGAACACAGAGAACUCAAGCUCGCCGGCGGAUGGAUCAUCUGGUGAGGACCAGAUCAAAGCCUCCAAGGCAAUCAAUCCACCAGCUAUUCAUCCAAAGCCAAAGCAUCCUCUGCUUCCGAAGAGACCAGAGCUCCAGAAUGGGGAUUCUGAUAGGCAUUCUCCUUCUGUUUCUGAUUCCACUUCAUCGAAAACCUUGGACAUAUCGUCAAGGAAAGAAGAAUGCGGAGGGAACCAGCAUAACUUUUAUGAUCUCCAUGUCGUAUGGAAAUCGAAGUUUAGAGGUGCAACUCAUUGGUCUAGUGUUCUGCGCGAGGUGCGCGCUGUUCUACAUGAGUUUGAGACAAAUCUGCCAUUUUUCAAUGGCAAAUAUGAAACUAGAGACUGUAGUAUCGUGAAGCUGCUUGGCGCUAUCAGAAGUCCUUUCUGCUCAACGGUACCACCUCUUAACUAUCCCCUUGGACUCGGUUAUAACAGUCAUUCUCCCUCAAAAGACGAGAUUUUGACCUAUGUACCCGAUCGCCUAAGAACAGCGUCACUUAUAGAGAACUACCUGGAAACAAUUGAACGGACGCAUCCACUCUUGCAUGUUCCGACCUUUAGGGACGAACUGUCACGGUUCUGGGCGAAUCCCGCUGCCGUCGACGAUAGCUGGCUAGCUCAGCUACUAGUGAUGCUUGCUCUUGGAUAUGAAGCCAGCAAGAGCGAUGAUCAAGUUUCAACACCCAGAGACACGGAGGACGAGGUGCUGCAGAAAUUCUUCCAGGGAGCGGAAACAUGUCUCAAGAGCACUCCUUUCCUGAUCGCCCCCAACCUCACCACCCUGCGAACACUCUGUAUGAUGGUUCUUGCCAAGCGGACUACCGCAUCCAGUUGCCUCGAAUUAGAUUCAUGUGGUCCCCUCAUGAGCACUAUUGUUCGACUCGCUAUGUCGAUCGGCCUUCAUUGUGACCCGCGAGACGACGACAACAUAUCCCCUUUCGAAAAAGAAAUCCGCCGGCGACUCUGGACUACCAUCGUAUUCAUGGAAAUCCAAAUGUCGAUAUCGACUGGGAUGCCGCUUCUUCUCCGGUCUUCCGGCUUCAAUACACAACCUCCAGCAAAUGUCAACGAUGUGGACCUAAGCCCAUCUAUCCCGCUGCACAUGGCAAUCAGACCGUCGAUGGAAUACACAGACUCGACGUUCCAGAUCAUUUUGGCGCGAUCUUUUGGUAUAGCGGUUGAUGUGGUCUCUCAUGCUAACUCUCCAGCUGGCGUCUUUGAAUACGACCAGGUGCUUCGUUAUGGUGCUGAGAUCAAGCAGCUCCUCUACGAAGCUUCGCAGGUAUACGACUGGACUCCUUCAGCUACGAAAGAAGACUGGAAGUAUCUUCAGAAAUUCACGUUGGAAAUCUUCCUGCGGCGAUUAUUGCUCGUCCUACACUCGUAUUACGGCCAGAAACCAGAAGCGCACACCCAGUAUGAAAUAUCUUACUGGUCAACCCUGGAAUGCUCGCUUGCGCUUCUUGUUCUCCAACGCCAGAUGUCGGAGGACUUGAGCACUCCCAAGACCCGCGUCUGGCUGGCCGAAUUCCUCAAACAUGAUUUUUAUAUCGCAACGCUGAUCGUGUGUCUCCAAGUGGCACGGAACGAUGCUCUCGGGGUGGACGAAACCGGGGGGAUGCGCCACCAAGGCAUCGAGAUGCCCCCGAGGCAGACCAUCAUCCAGACUCUGCAAUGCUGCCGAGAGAUCUGGGCGCGGAGGAUCUGCCGCUCGCACUGUCACUUCAUGAUACACAUGACGAUUGGCAGGCUGAUCGCGACGCUUGAAUCCCAAAAUCAGAAGAAAUCCUCGUCCCUCCCAGAGCAGACGGUGUGUAUGCAAGACAGUCUCGAGGCCUUGAGACAGUGUCAAUGUGGCAAUUGCAGGUCCAGGCCCAGGACUGUGAAGGAUUUCUACCUGAACCAGACGGUGAUGGGUUCGUAG
Molecule: messenger RNA, 2172 nt
Organism: Rasamsonia emersonii CBS 393.64
Lineage: Eukaryota; Fungi; Ascomycota; Eurotiomycetes; Eurotiales; Trichocomaceae
Product: C6 transcription factor
Exons: 2
Coding region: 1-2172 (723 amino acids)
Biological process (GO): DNA-templated transcription; regulation of DNA-templated transcription
Cellular component (GO): nucleus
Molecular function (GO): zinc ion binding; DNA-binding transcription factor activity, RNA polymerase II-specific; DNA binding
Source: RefSeq, a predicted model, not a curated record